AUGUAUAAACUUUUUGUAUUCGUUACCAUCUUGGCUAUUGCCUUCGCUACUCCUGUUCCUGAAGCCAAAGCUGACCCUAAGCCAGAAGCAAAACCGGGACUCAUUGCUGCAGCUUACAGUGCUCCUCUUGUAGCCAGCCCAUUAGCCUAUUCUGCAGCCUACAGCGCCCCAUUGACUUACGCAGCAUCUCCUCUAGCUUACAGUGCUUACCCAGCUUAUGCUGCUUAUUCUGCAUAUGCUUCACCAUACUUCGUAUUUGCUGCUGUGUUGGCUCUUGCCUGUGCUAAUCCUGCACCAGAGGCCAAAGCUGAAGCUAAGCCUGCACUUAUUGCUGCAGCCUACAGUGCUCCUCUUGUAGCUGCUCCUGUAGCUUAUACUGCUGCCUACAGUGCUCCUUUGACCUACGCUGCUUCUCCUUACGCCUACAGUGCUUACCCAGCUUAUGCCGCAUAUUCUUCCCCUUAUGUUGCUGUUUUAUAA
Molecule: messenger RNA, 480 nt
Organism: Ceutorhynchus assimilis (cabbage seed weevil)
Lineage: Eukaryota; Metazoa; Arthropoda; Insecta; Coleoptera; Curculionidae
Source: the annotation of a GenBank genome assembly